This is a messenger RNA of Meleagris gallopavo (turkey), 1258 nucleotides long. RefSeq names its product dual specificity phosphatase 15 (gene DUSP15). Gene Ontology annotation, cellular component: plasma membrane; cytosol. Gene Ontology annotation, biological process: protein dephosphorylation; signal transduction. Gene Ontology annotation, molecular function: protein tyrosine phosphatase activity. NCBI's taxonomy places the organism in Eukaryota, Metazoa, Chordata, Aves, Galliformes, Phasianidae. The record is from RefSeq and is a predicted model, not a curated record.
CAGGGAAGCCGGGCAGCGCUCACCGCCAGCUCCGCCAUGCUGCGGGCCCAGCAGGCCGCGCCGUCUCCAUGGCAACGGUGGCGCAGCGCCCCGGGCCCGCUUCCACUUGGGCCUAAGAAGCACCUGCGGGCCUCGGCCCCACCCUGCAGGCCUCGCCCUCCCCCCGUAGUCCUCAACUUCCCCUCCCUCCCCCCCGCCAGGCCCGCCCCGGCCGCAGGGUGCUGGGGUUGUGCUGGAGCUGUGCCUGGUAUGCUGUGAGCUCGUCCCCUGCCCCUGUGACACCCAGCUGUCUCUGGGCCUUGUCCGUCUGCGCUGGCAGCAGCGGCUGUCAGCAGACAGCACAGAGCUCCCACACCACCGCUCAGAGGUGGAGUUUCUCCUCCUUUGUCUCCUCCCGGAGCAAGCUCUUCAUGACAGAAACCUUCCCAGGCAGCAUCCAGAGCGUGGACAGCAGUUUCAUCUGGGGACAGAGAGGACAGUAGCAUCGGGGACAAGGACACCUGCUCCCCCCCUAUCCCAGGGCACGUGCUGCAGACCAUGGGAAAUGGCAUGAGCAAGAUCCUCCCUGGCCUUUACUUGGGAAACUUCAUUGAUGCCAAAGACCUGGAGCAGCUAAGCCGGAACAAGAUCACCCACAUCGUGUCAAUCCAUGAAUCUCCCCAGCCCCUGCUGCAGGACAUCACCUACCUCCGCAUUCCCCUGCCAGACACACCUGAGGCCAGCAUCAAGAAGCACUUCAAGGAAUGCAUCAGUUUUAUCCACCAGUGUCGCCUGCAAGGAGGGAACUGCCUCGUCCACUGCCUGGCUGGGAUCUCCCGCAGCACCACCAUCGUCGUUGCCUACGUCAUGGCUGUCACAGAGAUGAGCUCUCAGGAGGUGCUGGAGGCCAUCAGAAGCGUGCGACCUGUUGCCAACCCCAACCCUGGCUUCAAGCAGCAGCUGGAGGAGUUCAGUGGCAGUGCAGCCCGCAAGAUGCGCAGGCACCUGAAGCAGAGGUAUGGGACGUCCCCUUUCAAUGACGAGGAAGAAAUCAAGGCCCUGCUACCAGUGGGGAGAGGAAGAGCAUCUCAAGCAGAGGGAGCUCGGCAAGGACUGGUACCAAGAGCCAGGGACAUCAAGAGCACUGCUCCCUUCCUGCUACGGGUGAAGAGGACGUUCUCCUGCAUUCCAGCUUGUCUGAAGUGAUCCCAGCCCGGAUCACCUCAUGGCCUGGUAAAGACUAAGGAGCUGCAACAGCAGAGAAGUGCCACAUCGCAGA